AUGCGCUCAUUCUCGUACGUCGCUUUACUUACCUCCUGCUUAGUGGGAAAAUCUUUAGUGGGAGCACUUCCUUCGAGAGACUAUGCAUAUAGUAUCAAGGAGGAGAUAGACUUGCCAGGAGGUUGGGUCAAGCAUGGCGACCCGCCUGCGAACCACAACAUUGUGCUUCGCAUUGCUCUUCCUCAGCCAAAUUUCCACGUCUUGGAACAACAUCUAUACGAGAUCAGCGAUCCUGACCACGAACGUUACGGCCAGCACCUCUCUAAAGAGGAGGUCGAGGAACUAGUUGCUCCUCACUCUGAGUCUUUGGAUCUUGUGAACGAAUGGAUCUCGUCUUUUGGCCUUACCGAAGACGACCUUGUUCGUUCGCCAGCAAAGGACUGGGUUACACUCAAGCUGCCAGUGUCUUUGGUAGAAAAGAUGCUCGAUACUAAAUACUACGUUUGGCAACACGCACAAAGCGGCGAUUAUCUAGUUAGGACAACAAGCUACAGUCUCCCUUCUCAUCUUCAUGACCAUGUUGAUACAAUCCAACCCACAACAUCGUUCGGUCGAUUCAGGAAAGAAAGGUCGACCAUUUUCAGCGCCACCCCUAUAAAAGAGGUUGCAGCUUCCAAAAGUGAACCUGUCCAUGAUCCUGCUUCCGGUGUCACUGUAGAUGCCAGUUGUAACCAGACUAUAACAAUUAGCUGCUUGCAGCAAAUGUAUAAUGCUGUCGGUUUUACGCCAUCUGCUAAAGGAAACUCCAUUGGUAUAACUGGGUAUCUAGAACAAUUCGCCAACUUCGCAGAUCUCCAGUUGUUUUUCCAAGAUCAACGACCCGACGCUGUGAACUCAUCCUUCAAAGUGGUAUCUGUGGCAGGAGGCUUAAAUAAUCAAACGCGCGACGAAGCCGGUGACGAAGCAGACCUUGAUGUUGAGUAUGCAUUCGGACUUUCUCAUCCAGUUCCGGGGACUUUUUUCACUACAGCAGGCAGGCCACCAUUCAUCCCUGACUCUGGCGAAACUGUGGAUGAUAACGAGCCAUAUACUACCUGGCUGGAGUUCGUUUUAUCACAAAAGGAGAUUCCUCUUGCUAUUUCGACUAGUUAUGGAGAUGAUGAACAAACUGUCCCGAAGAACUUUGCCCUGCGUGUAUGUGCCGAAUUCGCUCAGCUUGGUGCUCGUGGAGUGUCUGUUAUGUUCUCUUCUGGAGAUGGAGGUGUCGGGGAUGGCGAUCCGAAUCCUGCCACCCAAAAUUGCUUCACCAACGACGGGAAGAAUAGGACAGCUUUCAUUCCCGGAUUCCCUGCUUCCGUAACUGCCGUCGGCGGUACCACCCAUUUCCCUGAAACUGCGGUGACCCGAUUCUUCUCUGGAGGAGGGUUCAGCAACUACUUCGCUCGCCCACCAUACCAAGAGAAGGUCGUCCCCGCUUAUUUGAAGAAUUCUCUUCCCAAAGGAACCUAUGCUGGACUUUUCAAUCCCAAUGGGCGAGCAAUUCCAGAUGUCGCAGCACAAGGAGAUCUAUUCAAAGUAUUCAUCGAGGGACAGGCUUUCCUUAUUGGAGGCACCUCAGCAUCCAGCCCAACUUUCACUGGUUUUGUAGCUUUGCUCAACGAUGUCCGACUCAAAGCUGGCCGCCCGCCCCUGGGAUUCCUGAACCCUUUCAUCUAUUCCAAAGGUUUCCUUGGUCUGAACGACAUUACAGUUGGCCACAACUCUGGUUGCGGUACACCAGGUUUCAAUACGUCCAAAGGUUGGGAUCCAGGUAUGGGUGUUUAUAACCUUUUCCCACCGCUGCGUGAUCUUCUGACUCCGUACUCCUCAAGUUACUGGCUUCGGUACCCCAAAUUUCGGGAUACUCAAGGAACUAGUUUUGGAACUGUAACCGAUAACGACGGUUAA
Messenger RNA from Psilocybe cubensis, 1887 nucleotides. RefSeq lists its product as uncharacterized. Lineage: Eukaryota; Fungi; Basidiomycota; Agaricomycetes; Agaricales; Agrocybaceae. The transcript is spliced from 12 exons. Gene Ontology annotation, molecular function: tripeptidyl-peptidase activity; serine-type endopeptidase activity. Bases 1 to 1887 code for a protein of 628 amino acids. The record is from RefSeq and is a predicted model, not a curated record. Gene Ontology annotation, biological process: proteolysis.